Molecule: messenger RNA, 2428 nt
Organism: Solanum pennellii
Lineage: Eukaryota; Viridiplantae; Streptophyta; Magnoliopsida; Solanales; Solanaceae
Product: probable serine/threonine-protein kinase PBL7
Exons: 6
Coding region: 335-2029 (564 amino acids)
Biological process (GO): protein phosphorylation
Molecular function (GO): protein kinase activity; ATP binding
Source: RefSeq, a predicted model, not a curated record
CCCACUUGCUGAGUUAACAAAUACUACUACUACUGUUGAUUAUGCAAGCGAAUGCGUUGAAGAUUUGGUUGGUUCACAAAUGGAAGUAGUACGUUUAAACUCAUAAUGGCAAUGUCGGCACCAUCUUAAUUCUGUUUUAAUGGUAGUAUGGUAAGUACUUAUACUAUCAACUAUAGUAAUAAAUGCUAGUACCAAACAAUGAGCUACUGGAAUUUAUGCGUCAGGGUUAUGCAGGUAACUUAAAACAUAAAAGCAAAACCCUGAAAACGAUUCAAAAUUCGUUCAAUUAUUCUUAGAUAGGCAGACAUGCUGGCGUUGCCUUUGAGUGUGUACAAUGUUUGGUAGUUCAAGUGGCAAAGGAGGAAUUUCCUCACUCCUGAGAUGCAGGGUAGUUCCCAAGGCCAAGAGGAGAACAAUUGUGGUUGGUCUCAAAUCCGAUAACAGCAGCAGAGAAAUGCUCCUUCGUUUGCUCAAUUUAGUCGUAGUGCCUGGGGACUAUGUUCUAUCUGUUCAUGUACAACAACCAAAUGAUACCUUUGAUCCAAAUACUUUUCACAUUCAUGAGGAUCUAUGUAAAUCCAAGCAGGUGGAUUUCCAAAUCAAGGUUUGCGUAGCAGACACGUACAUAACUGAGUUGAGUAAUCAAGUACGUAUAAACUUUGCCACAAUGCUUGCCGUAGGAUGCAGCAGUUCCAGGCCAACUGAUCAGAUUGCUGGCAAAAUUUUGAAAGAAUUGCCUCCUACUUGCUCCCUUCUCGUAAUGGAUAAUGGAGGAAAAAUCCUACUCCAGAGGCCGGGGACUUCCCAAGAAGGUGCUCCCAGUAAAGUAUUUCAAUCACCUCAGUCCUCUCUGUCAGUGUCCAGCAGCUCUACGCAGUCAAGAGACAAGUAUCAAAUUCAUAAAUCUUUGUCAAUGACAUGUUCUUCAACCACAUCUACUUCAUCACAGCCGACUAGAAAUGCAACUUUUCCUAGAAUCAAGAAGCUCAAUAAUGCUGCAGCUAAGAGUCUGUUUGAGAGAAUAGCUUGCUUAGAAUCAAUGGGUUGCGCCAGACGCUUCACUACCGAUGAACUUAGCUGUGCAACAAACAACUUCAGUCCCAAUUUAUUGACUGGAGUGGGUGGACAUAGUCAAGUCUAUCGAGCCAAUCUCGAGAAUGGCCAGCUUGCAGCAGUGAAGGUCCUUAAGAACACACGAUACGCCGAGGAUGAUCUUUUUCAAGAAGUUGAAAUAUUGAGUAAUCUGAAACACGAGAACUUAAUUCAGCUUGUCGGUUACAGUUACAGUAAGGAUAUGCAAGCAAUCGUGUAUAAUCUACUGAAGGACAGUCUGAAGCAAAGAUUAAAACAGCUUAAUUGGAACACAAGGAUGCAAGUUGCAAUAGGAGUGGCAAGGGGAUUGGAAUACCUCCAUUCUCAAACCCCACCUAUCGUUCACAGAGAUGUGAAAUCAUCAAAUAUUCUCUUAUCUGAUGAUUGCCACCCACAACUAUCAGAUUUUGGAUCAGCAGUGGUACACCAGGAAACUCAGCAAGAUUCAGCUUGUGUGAAACCAAUUCACGUUGUUGGGACAUUUGGAUACCUGGCACCUGAGUACAUCAUGUAUGGCAAAGUUGAUGAGAAGGUAGAUGUAUACUCUUAUGGGGUGGUUCUGCUAGAAUUGAUCACAGGGAAACGAGCCAUCGAGAAAGACCUGGAAGCUCAUCAUGAAAGCUUAGUGUUGUGGGCAAGGUCUCUGCUCAGUUGUGGUCUUAGUGACCGUCUUGUUGAUCCUGACAUAAAUGAGAACUACAACAAAGAUGAGAUGAAAACAAUGAUGUUUGCAGCGCGGCUCUGCCUCUUGCAUUCAUCUUCAAGGAGGCCAAAAAUGAAAACAAUCCUGCGUUUGUUUGAGGAGCCAGAGCACUGGUUAGAACUGCAAAGAAAGAGAGAAGAGCUUCUUGAUGGAAUUGGUUCAGAAGAUGAAACUUGCUUGUGCAGAUAUUAUGGAUCAGAUUCUGAAGAGGGCAUGUUCAUAGAGGAUAGCUGAUCACAUAUUCUUGAGUUUUCCAUGAUAUAUUGGUAUAUAUAUACUGGUGUUUUGUUUGUCCAUCAAUGCACCACUCUCUCUCAGCAACAACGAGAUACCUAGUGUGUUUCCACAAGUGGGAUCUGGGGAGGAUAGAGUGUACACAAACCUUAACCUUACCUUUGUUGAGGAUCACACUCUCUCAACCCAGUCACUGAAUUAAAAUGACAAAAAAGAGAAAACAGAAUUAAAGGAACCAUUUCUCUAGUAAAUUGUAGUUCUAUUUAAAAGUGAUAUUAGAGUGCCAAUAGAAAUGUCAUUAUGUAGUCAAACAUUAUUCCUGAAGUGUAAGCUGUCUUUUGUCUCAGAAAUAUGCUGAAGAUUUUUUCUUGAAUAACAUCGCAAGCAUUUUUUAACCUA